Chrysoperla carnea is the source of this 1271-nucleotide messenger RNA. Its product is annotated as enoyl-[acyl-carrier-protein] reductase, mitochondrial. Gene Ontology annotation, molecular function: trans-2-enoyl-CoA reductase (NADPH) activity. Gene Ontology annotation, biological process: fatty acid metabolic process. The record is from RefSeq and is a predicted model, not a curated record. Bases 58 to 1152 code for a protein of 364 amino acids. Gene Ontology annotation, cellular component: mitochondrion. The transcript has a single exon. Lineage: Eukaryota; Metazoa; Arthropoda; Insecta; Neuroptera; Chrysopidae.
AAAAACACUUGAAUUAAUAAUAUUUAAUUAUUUAUUUAAAAUAAAUUAUUUAUCAAAAUGACGUUCGCAAUGAAUGGUCUAACAAAAAUCAAAAUAUUAAAUACAAAUUUAAGUAUAAUUAAUAAUUUUAUACGUUUAAAAACAACAACAGCAUGUCAAUUAGUGUAUAAAGAUUUCGGUGAUCCGGUAAAAGUGAUUGAAUUAACGAAAACCGAAAUAAAAAAACCAUGUGGACGUGAAGUUUUAAUAAAAAUGUUAGCUGCACCCGUGAAUCCAGCUGAUAUAAAUAUAAUCCAAGGAAAAUAUCCAGCAAAAGUGACAUUACCACAAGUACCGGGUAACGAAGGUGUUGGUGAAAUUAUUGAAAUCGGUGAAGAUGUUAGUGAUUUGGACGUAGGUGAUCGUGUUAUUCCAUUAUUAUCAAAUCAAGGUACGUGGUGUACACAUACGAUAAUGCAUUCUGAUGUUUUAUAUAAAGUACCCAAAGAUUUGGGUAUCGUUGAAGCAGCUACACUUACGGUAAAUCCAUGUACGGCAUAUCGAAUGCUAGAAGAUUUUUGUGAUUUACAUCCUGGUGAUACAAUCAUACAAAAUGGUGCAAACUCAGCAGUUGGACAAAAUGUUAUACAAAUUUGUAAGGAACGUGAUAUUAAAACGAUUAAUAUUGUACGAGAUCGAAACGAUAUCGAACAAUUACGUGAGUUUUUAAAAGGUUUGGGAGCAACUGUUGUCUUAACUGAACAAGAAGUUCGUACAUUUAAAGCAGAUAAAUCCGGUUUAAAGAAACCGGUCUUAGGUUUUAAUUGUGUUGGUGGUAAAAAUGCCUUAGAAAUGUUACGUCACCUGGAUUAUAAUGGUUAUAUGGUGACCUAUGGUGGUAUGUCACGUGAACCGGUUACAAUUCCAACGUCAGCGUUAAUUUUUAAGAAUAUACAAAUCGUUGGAUUCUGGAUGACACGAUGGUCAAAGGAUCAUCAUGAUGCUGAGGCACGAUGGCGUAUGUUACAAGAAUUAACACAAAUGAUGAUUGAUAAAAAAUUGACGGGGCCGGUGCAUAAAUUUGUUAAGUUAGAAAAUUUUAAAGAGGCGUUACAGAAUACGGUUUCGGUUAGUGGAUUUGCUGGGAAAAAAUAUCUAUUAGAUUUUUGUUAAAUUAUUUUUUUGAAUAGUGUUUAAUUUAUUUUUGAAUUUGUACAGUAUUUAAAAAAAAUAGAAAUAUUUUAUUAUUUGUAGUAGAAAUAUUGUAAAUGUUACGUUAAAGGUUGUUAAAA